Molecule: messenger RNA, 3345 nt
Organism: Sinocyclocheilus rhinocerous
Lineage: Eukaryota; Metazoa; Chordata; Actinopteri; Cypriniformes; Cyprinidae
Product: interleukin-1 receptor accessory protein-like 1-A
Exons: 11
Coding region: 1-2109 (702 amino acids)
Biological process (GO): negative regulation of exocytosis; signal transduction
Molecular function (GO): interleukin-1 receptor activity
Source: RefSeq, a predicted model, not a curated record
AUGAGAGGUAUGGGAAAAGAUCAGAGACGAACAGUCGCACUAUUGUCCGACAGAGACCUGCUCGAGGUUGGCGGAAACUCUGAAAGGUCUGUGUGCGGUCGAGGAAAGGUCGAAACAAGGGUGGACGGCUGCACUGAUUGGUCCGUGGACUAUCUGAAGUACCGGGUGUUACACAGAGAGCCAGUGAGGAUAAAGUGUGCUCUGUUUUACGGUUAUAUCAGAGCCAACUACACCCAGGCACAGAGCAUUGGACUAAGUCUGAUGUGGUACCGGAGUUCUGGGUUGGGACAUGGUGACUUUGAGGAACCCAUCUCCUUUGAUGGGGUACGCAUGAGCAAAGAGGAAGACGCCAUCUGGUUUCGGCCUGCCGAGCUGCAGGACGCCGGUCUGUACUCCUGCGUUCUGAGGAAUUCCACGUUUUGUAUGAAGGUGUCUAUGACUCUGUUGGUUGCUGAUAAUGACACAGCAGGAUGUUAUAACUCAAAACUGCGCUACACUGAGAAAGGAGAACUGGGCAAGAGUAAAGACAUCUCCUGUCCUGAUAUCCAGGAUUACAUUCAGCCUGGAGAAAAACCACAGAUAAUGUGGUACAAGGAGUGUAACGUGCAGCAGUGGAGGAGCAGUGUGUUGCAGACCGCAGACAUGCUCUCCAUACAGGAAGUGAGGGAGGAUGACAUCGGCAACUACACCUGUGAGCUGGUUUUUGGAGGCUUCCUGGUGCGGAGGACGACCUAUCUGAGCGUGACAGCUCCUCUGACUGAAGAGCCCCCCAGGAUUCUGUUUCCCUCUGAAAACAAGCUUCUCACCAUGGAUGUGCAGCUCGACUCGUGGUCUCAGUAUCUCUUUAAUCAGAUGCUCCUCGUGUACUUCACAUCCUGGACCGUUAGAGAACACCUGGGUGAACAGGAAGUGUCCAUUACUCUGACCAUAGAUUCACUGGAGGAGGUAGAUCUGGGUAAUUAUUCCUGUUAUGCGGAAAAUGGCAACGGGAGAAGACAAGCCAAUGUACAGAUUGGGAAACGAGUGGAGCUGAUGUACACCGUGGAGUUGGCUGGUGGACUGGGUGCAAUUCUUCUGCUAUUGGCCUUGUUAUUGUCUGUGUAUAAGUGCUACAAGAUCGAGCUGCUUCUUUGCUACAGGCAUCAUUUUGGAGGGGAGGAUGCAGAUGGAGAAAAUAAAGAGUACGAUGCAUACCUGUCCUACAGUAAGGUUGAGCUGGAUCAGUGGGGUCAGGAAUUACAGGAAGAGGAGCGCUUUGCUCUGGAGAUUCUCCCCGACGUGCUGGAGAAACAUUAUGGAUACAAACUCUUUAUCCCUGACCGAGAUCUCAUUCCUGCCAGCAGUAUGAGCAGUCAACAUUACCAGGAUGACACACAUCUUCUUAGAGCGUACAUAGAGGACGUGUCCCGCUGCAUAGACAUGAGUAAACGCCUGAUCAUCGUGCUGACCCCGAGCUACGUGCUUCGUCGCGGGUGGAGUAUAUUUGAGCUGGAAUCCCGUCUGCGCAACUCUCUGGUUUCAGGGGACAUUAAAGUGAUCUUAAUCGAGUGUGCCGAUCUGCGAGGAGUCAUUAACUACCAGGAGGUGGAGGAGUUAAAACUAUCCAUUAAAUGCCUGAGCGUGGUGCACUGGAACGGCCCGCAGAGCAACAAGCCCGGCUCGCGCUUCUGGAAGCAGCUCCGCUACACCAUGCCAUACCGCCGCCCCCAGCAAACCCUCACCAAUCACGCACUGGAUGCCAGCGAACCCGGCCCCUUCGCCGACCUGCAGACCGUCUCGGCCAUCUCCAUGGCCACGGCCACGUCCGCCGCCUUGGCGCCGGCUCACCCCGAGCUGCGCCCGUCUCUGCGGAGCUCGUACCGCUCGCACUCGCUGGCACGGCAGAAACACUCACACUACCGCAGCUAUGACUAUGAGCUGCCCUUCACAGCUGGAGGCACGCUGCCGCCACAGCACACCUACUGCAACCUGCCCCUCACCCUCCUGAACGGCCAGCGGCCCGUCAACAACAAGACCCUGCGCCAACACAGCCUGGACGAGCACCACGGCAACAACGCCAUGCUUCCACUGCUGCCCAGAGAGACGAGCAUCUCCAGCGUCAUCUGGUAAACACAGAGAAUCCGAAACGCACCCAGUUUGGGCCGCCUGGCACACGGUGGACUAAAUAAGCUGGUAUACAGCACAGGACACAAUGAGAUUAGUGGUUUCCUGUGAUCAAAAUGAUUGUUCUGUCCACACUAAGUGGGUCUGAGGAUGUAAGUCUUUUGGGCAUUGAUCCGGCGGUGAGGGACGAAAUAGUGCCGUACCUGUAGGCGUGAACUGAGCAUAUAAAGUCACACCACAUGGAGGUAUACAGGGUCUCGUGUAGAUGUUAGCAUUAUAUUUGUAGCACCGCUGUCUUCCUGUCUCCAUGUUCGGUUUGAUCACACCAUCUAUUUUUACUCGUUAACGCUUGAUGCUUUUGUUUUGUCCCUUCCUCUUUUUUUAGGUUUGAAAUGGACAUUUGAUUGAGAUUUUUAGUCUUUUGAAAUGGACUGAAAUACUCCUCAUUGGAUUUUAGCUACUGUCGUUUUGCUCGGAAGCUACUGCGUUUUGUUCCGUCCCUCUUUCUGUUGUCUGAUGUAAGGUAUGUAUUUAUGGUUUUAAUUGCAAAAUUUUCAAGAAGGAAAUAUAUUACAAAUUAUGCAAAAUAUACAAAAGCCUAAAGGGGUCGACAGAGGUGAUCAGUGAGCAGUGCUGUCUUCUUUUACAAGAGGAACAACACCAUUUCUCAAAUAUUAAGGGGAUUUUAAAUGAUGAGAAAUCUAUUUUUAUAUAUGAAGAGUGCUGAUUCUCUAACACCACAGGGUCAAUGGGACAAUGGGACUGAAGACUCUCUUCUUUGUGAAUUUGGGUAUUUUAUACAGUUUGCUACAUUGUUCUCAUCUGUGGAGAAAAGGAAAUGUUUUAUGUUAACUUCUGAAACAAUAAUCAACUGCAUUUUUGUUUGUAUUUUUUUUUUUUAUGCUCAUAGUCUAGGACUUUUGAUCCACAGACAGACCUUUUCACUUUCUUUCACAUUUCUAAUCUGUUUACCUCUCAGUCUGAUGUCUUAACCCACUGGUUACAUGCUUGUCUUUUUCUCCUCUAGCUGCUGUGUGACUCAGAUACAUGCUGGCAUGUUUCACAGAGAAACACAGGCCUGUAUACUCGCAUUCUAGCAUAGAGUGUCAAAUAACUCAGCUUGAAAACAUAUCAUAUGAUUUAAUAAAUGCCCACAGUCAACAUGUAUUUGUUGUAUCUUGUGUAGAGGUUUUCCUGAUCUAGGGGUUUUCACUUAUGGCAGCAUGUACUGACUCUAAGGGG